Messenger RNA from Mangifera indica (mango), 1365 nucleotides. RefSeq lists its product as uncharacterized. The transcript is spliced from 3 exons. The record is from RefSeq and is a predicted model, not a curated record. Lineage: Eukaryota; Viridiplantae; Streptophyta; Magnoliopsida; Sapindales; Anacardiaceae. The coding region runs from base 43 to 396 and encodes 117 amino acids.
ACGUCUCAUUUGACUUCAAUCAAACCUCUCUUAAAAGCCGCCAUGGACAGUGGAAAUGCGUACCAGGAUCCAUGGCUAGCUCCCGACAAGCUCUACCACGUCCUCUUCUGCUUCUCUCUCACCCUUAUUUUCUCUGCCUUAGCAUCCUGCACUGAUUAUCCCUUCAUCCGCAUCCACUCUAUCCGGGUCGGAUCCAUUCUAUCCCUUUUGGCCGGUGCCGCUAAGGAGGCUGCUGACCACCUCGGCCUGUUCCCCUCGGCAGGCGCUUCCUUCAAGGAUGCCAUCGCUGAUAUCAUCGGCGUCUUGGCCGCCUCGCUCGUUCUUUCCUUGCUGAGGAAGUAUUCGGGUCGACCCGGUCUUGAACAAGAACAGACCCGACGGGUCUUGCCUGUUUGAGUAGUGUUUUUGGCUUGAAUUUUUUUGAGGGGUUGUGUAUUCUAAUAUUGGGUCGGCCGGUUUGGUUCGCGAUAAGAACGAAAUUGUCCGUUUCGUUGGUGAGAAAUUGAGGGAAAAUUAAAGAAAAUGCGAGAAAGUUUCCUAGUUGUGGAGAGUUUAUAUAUUUGGAUAAGGAAUUGAAUGGAAUGAGUUGAUGAUAGAGGUCCAUUUUUCUAUGUUUGGUUGAUGAGAAAAUGUGGGAACUUUCCGAUUUCAGCAUUAAUUGGGAACUGAAAAGAACAAAGAAAAAUGAAUUUUCAUUUACUUGAAGAUUAUACUACACUGGCCGGUAGUUAAGGAAAACCAGAGGUAUAUAAAUGUGGAAAGGAAGAACUAGAACGAAACCACUAAAUAAUUUCAUCAAUAUAAUGAGUCUGGAGGAAGACAUAACGGGUAGGGAUACUAAGGCAGAGAAGAGAAGAGAGCAGUGUGAGAAGCAGAAGAGGAAAGAAAGAAUAUAAAUGCCAAUUGUUAUUACAGUCUGUCAAAAAAUAAUUAAAGAAUACCUUUCAGGACUUGGGACGAUGUUGUUUUGUCACCUUCUGAUGCUCGUUGUGGUAGGUCUUUCAUGAGUUUCACCAUCUUUCUCUGGCAGUUUGACUGCAGAAUAACUUCCUGCACCACAUAGCGCUCCAAGGAUUGGAGCCGUGAGGUAGACCCAAAUGGCUUUAUAAUUGUUUGCCGCAACCGCUGGACCCAGCGUUCUCACCGGAUUCAUUGACCCGCCAGUCGAAGGUCUGCAAUGUAACACAAAGAAAACAAUUUUAAAGUGAUCAUAGUAAUAGUUUUCAAUCUGUCACAAGACUUCCUCAACUUGCUGAAUAAUUGAAUUGUGAUGUACAUUGAAGCUGAAAAUUUCUGCUCUGGAGUGUUAUAUGAUACCCAUUAAGUUAGUUAAUUUAUUGAAGGAUUAUCAAAUCAUCUUUAACA